This is a messenger RNA of Symphalangus syndactylus (siamang), 1948 nucleotides long. RefSeq names its product CRK proto-oncogene, adaptor protein (gene CRK). Gene Ontology annotation, molecular function: receptor tyrosine kinase binding; signaling adaptor activity. Gene Ontology annotation, biological process: enzyme-linked receptor protein signaling pathway; cell migration. The record is from RefSeq and is a predicted model, not a curated record. Gene Ontology annotation, cellular component: cytoplasm. Lineage: Eukaryota; Metazoa; Chordata; Mammalia; Primates; Hylobatidae.
AUUUCCGGUGGGGAAGGCCCGCGGCUGCCGCCGCCAUUUCGGGCGCUGCUGUGAAGCUGAAACCGGAGCCGGUCCGCUGGGCGGCGGGCGCCGGGGGCCGGAGGGGCGCGCGCGGCGGCGGCACCCCAGCGUUUAGGCGCGGAGGCAGCCAUGGCGGGCAACUUCGACUCGGAGGAGCGGAGUAGCUGGUACUGGGGGCGGCUGAGUCGGCAGGAGGCGGUGGCGCUGCUGCAGGGCCAGCGGCACGGGGUGUUCCUGGUGCGGGACUCGAGCACCAGCCCCGGGGACUAUGUGCUCAGCGUCUCAGAGAACUCGCGCGUCUCCCACUACAUCAUCAACAGCAGCGGCCCGCGCCCGCCGGUGCCACCGUCGCCCGCCCAGCCUCCGCCCGGGGUGAGCCCCUCCAGACUCCGAAUAGGAGAUCAAGAGUUUGAUUCAUUGCCUGCUUUACUGGAAUUCUACAAAAUACACUAUUUGGACACUACAACGUUGAUAGAACCAGUUUCCAGAUCCAGGCAGGGUAGUGGAGUGACUCUCAGGCAGGAGGAGGCAGAGUAUGUGCGGGCCCUCUUUGACUUUAAUGGGAAUGAUGAGGAAGAUCUUCCCUUUAAGAAAGGAGACAUCUUGAGAAUCCGGGACAAGCCUGAAGAGCAGUGGUGGAAUGCGGAGGACAGCGAAGGCAAGAGAGGGAUGAUUCCAGUCCCUUACGUCGAGAAGUAUAGACCUGCCUCCGCCUCAGUAUCGGCUCUGAUUGGAGGUAACCAGGAGGGUUCCCACCCACAGCCACUGGGUGGGCCGGAGCCUGGGCCCUAUGCCCAACCCAGCGUCAACACUCCGCUCCCUAACCUCCAGAAUGGGCCCAUAUAUGCCAGGGUUAUCCAGAAGCGAGUCCCCAAUGCCUACGACAAGACAGCCUUGGCUUUGGAGGUCGGUGAGCUGGUAAAGGUUACGAAGAUUAAUGUGAGUGGUCAGUGGGAAGGGGAGUGUAAUGGCAAACGAGGUCACUUCCCAUUCACACAUGUCCGUCUGCUGGAUCAACAGAAUCCCGAUGAGGACUUCAGCUGAGUAUAGCUCAACAGUUUUGCUGACAGAUGGGAACAAUCUUUUUUUUUUUUUCCAACUGCCAUCUAUACAGUUUUCUUACAGAUGUCAAAAGCAGUCUAGUUUAUAUAAGCAUUCUGUUACCUGUGAUCUUUUUUAGACUGAACUACUCCAUUCCUAGUCUUACUUACCAUAUUCAGGGUACGAACUGGAGGGUUUGUGUGUUAGCUUCUGAAUUGGCAAUUGGAGGAUGUAGUGGUCAUGCCUGUGUGUAUCAGAGGGGAUAGGUAUCUUGCUUCCUUUCUCUCAGGCAAUGCAAAUCACCCUGUGGAAAACCGAUGGACAGGAAGGAGUGUUACACACUGCUUACCCUGAUUGAUUCAGUGGUUUUGUUUUCAUUCUGGAACCAUACUAUCAAAUGGCGACAGACUGUUCCCUUCCACCCCUGUGAAGUAAUCAUGCACCGUGUGAAUAGUAUCAAGCAGGAUUGCUUUCAUUGUAUGGAGCAUGACCAGCGUAUGACUCAUUCUGACAUUUCAGAUCCUAAGAAUUCUAAGAACACUACUAGCCGGGCGCGGUGGCUCACGCUUGUAAUCCCAGCACUUUGGGAGGCCGAGGCGGGCGGAUCACAAGGUCAGGAGAUCGAGACCACGGUGAAACCCCGUCUCUACUAAAAAUACAAAAAAAUUAGCCGGGCGUGGUGGCGGGCGCCUGUAGUCCCAGCUACUCGGAGAGGCUGAGACAGGAGAAUGGCGUGAACCCGGGAGGCGGAGCUUGCAGUGAGCCGAGACUGCGCCACUGCACUCCAGCCUGGGUGACAGAGCGAGACUCCGUCUCCAAAAAAAAAAAAAAAAAAAAAAAAAAAAAAAAAAAAAAAAAAAAAAAAAAAAAAAAAACACUACUAGAA